This is a messenger RNA of Nematolebias whitei (Rio pearlfish), 2266 nucleotides long. It is a transcript of the gene lipea, whose product is annotated as lipase, hormone-sensitive a. Gene Ontology annotation, molecular function: sterol ester esterase activity; triacylglycerol lipase activity. Gene Ontology annotation, biological process: cholesterol metabolic process; triglyceride catabolic process. The transcript is spliced from 11 exons. Gene Ontology annotation, cellular component: cytosol. Lineage: Eukaryota; Metazoa; Chordata; Actinopteri; Cyprinodontiformes; Rivulidae. The record is from RefSeq and is a predicted model, not a curated record. Bases 50 to 2137 code for a protein of 695 amino acids.
GCUCAGCGGGAGCGCGCGGACAGAGCGCGACGGGACAUCACGGAAGAAGAUGCGUGUCGCCCCAGACAUGGAUCAUAAGGUGGUGUUCGCAGCCUUGGACAGGGUCUGCGAGGACAACGUCUCUGCUCUGUGUGGACCUUCCGACUCGCCGUACGGCUCGGUCACGCAGCGCCUGGUGACGUGCAUGAAGAAGAUCCAGGAGCACGGCCGGGCCCUGGAGCCCGUGGUGUCCAGCUUCACCGCCGUCUACCAUCACUACGACUUGGACGCACAGACGCCUGGAAACGGAUACCGAACGCUGGUCAAGGUGCUGCAGUCCUGCCUCCUGCACAUCAUCCAUAAGGGUCGCUACAUCGCCUCGAAUCACAGCGGCGCCUUCUUCCGGGCCGAGCACAACGCCUCGGAGAUGGAGGCGUACUGCAGCGCGCUCUGCCAGCUGCGGGCGCUCCUCUACCUCGCCCGGCGGCUCCUCCACGACAACGAGCACGGCCAGCUGUACGUCCUGCAGGACGCCGAGCUGAGCCGCAGGUUCGUGCAGGAGUACAGCUCCAUGCACAAGGCCUGUUUCUACGGCCGCUGUCUGGGCUUUCAGUUCUCCCCUGCCCUGCGACCGUUCCUCCAGACCGUGGUGAUCAGCAUGGUGUCGUACGGGGAGACGUACGGGAAACAGCAGUCUGGGAUCGGAACGGCCGCCCUUUCUCUCCUCACCUCCGGGAAGUACGUCAUCGAUCCGGAGCUGCGAGGAGCCGAGUUCGAGCGCAUCACUCAGAACCUGGACAUGCAGUUCUGGAAGUCCUUCUGGAACGUCACAGAGUCCAACAUUCUCUCAGGCUUCAGCCGGAUCGCCUCCAACCCGGUGCAGGUGAACUUCACGCUGACCGUGCCGCCGGUCGCUCUGCGCCUCCCGCUGGCCUCCGACCCCAGCCUGCUGACCACCGUGUCACCGCCCAUCGCCCACUGGGGCCCCGGGCCGGUCCACAUGAGACUGCUCUCCUACGAGCUUCGAGAGGGUCAGGACAGUGAAGAACUGCUGACGUUGUCUCGAAACGACCCGGGUCCAGGGUCCCGUCUGCCCUGGGUCCAGAAGCUGCCUCGCUCCCCCUGGCUGCUCAUCCACUUCCAUGGAGGGGGCUUUGUGGCCCAAACAUCUCGAUCCCACGAGAACUAUCUCCGUAACUGGUCGAAGGAGCUGGGUGUCCCGGUUCUGUCCGUGGACUACUCCCUGUCCCCUGAAGCUCCUUUUCCACGAGCUCUGGAGGAAUGUUUCUAUGCCUACUGCUGGGCCCUGAACAACUGUCACCUGCUGGGUUCUACAGCGGAGCGGGUUUGUCUGGCAGGGGACAGCGCCGGAGGGAACCUUUGCAUCACCGUCUCCAUGAGGGCCCUGACCUCCGGGAUCCGUGUCCCCGACGGCAUCGUGGCAGCGUACCCCGCCACCUUGCUCACCACCGACGCCUCGCCCUCCCGCCUGCUCACACUGAUCGACCCGCUUUUGCCUUUAGGCGUCCUCGCAAAGUGCCUGAAUGCCUACGCAGGUUUUGACUUCCAGACGGUGCAGCCUGCAGAACGUCGGGGCAGCCUGAGUGCUCUGGGUCGGGACACGGCCAUGCUGCUCAGUGACCUCACGCAGGGCGCCUCCAACUGGAUCCAGUCCUUUCUGGACCCGACUCGAGCUUCUGCUGGUUCUCAGUCACAGAGCGAGAAGGCGUUCCGGAGGAUUUCUGCUAAUGGUACCGUCCAACAGAACUCUGCAGAACUCAUCCAGUACCAGGACGGCUUUGAGCCGCUGCGCUCUGAGUGUCCGGCGUUGGUUCAGCCCACUUCCUGUCCCGUCUUCAGAAACCCGUUUGUGUCGCCGCUGCUCGCACCACCUGGCCUGCUGAGAGGCCUGCCGCCUGUGCACCUGGUGGCCUCGGCUCUCGACGCUCUGCUGGACGACUCCGUGACAUUUGCCAAAAAGCUGCGGGCGAUGGGCCAGCCGGUGAGCCUGACAGUGGUGGAUGAUCUUCCUCACGGCUUCCUAAGCCUGUCGCAGAUCUGCAAGGAGACGCAGCACGCCUCGGACGUCUGCGUGACUCGGAUCCGGGAGAUCUUCCAGCUUGAGGACGCUAAACUGCCCUCACCAGGAGAGGCUUAGCGCCGAACGUCAGCUGGUUCCUCCGUUUCGUUGAUAAAAAUCAGAAGGUGUGCUCAAAGCAAUGUUGGCUGAAGACAGAAACCGGGGGGAAUCAUGUAAACACACUUAAGUGCACUUUAAACCUUAACG